Messenger RNA from Prunus dulcis (almond), 2734 nucleotides. Its product is annotated as mechanosensitive ion channel protein 3, chloroplastic-like. The transcript is spliced from 14 exons. The record is from RefSeq and is a predicted model, not a curated record. Gene Ontology annotation, biological process: transmembrane transport. NCBI's taxonomy places the organism in Eukaryota, Viridiplantae, Streptophyta, Magnoliopsida, Rosales, Rosaceae. Bases 388 to 2523 code for a protein of 711 amino acids. Gene Ontology annotation, cellular component: membrane.
CGUAGCGAAAUAAAAUCCAAAACGCUACACUUUGAUUUGACCACGCUAUCAGGCGAAGCCGUGUAUAGUUUACCAACCGGCGUAUCUUAGCAUCCACCCAGCCAUUUUGGGCUUGCCUUCCUCACAGUACCCCCACCUCUGUCUCUCUCUCUCAAACCCGGUUUCCUCUACAAGAAAGUUUCUGUGAGAGAGUUUGGGAAUUUAUCCUCUGCUUUGCUCCAUUAGUGUGACAGGUGCUGUACAUAAUUGGUGCAUAUAGUCUAAGACCCAUAAUUUGAAGACAGUGUGUUAUUAGGUUCAAAAGGGUAAUCUGAUUUUCAACUACAUUCCCAUAUUGUGCACAAAGUUGCAGCUUUGCUUCAGUUUGAGUUUGAGAAUCAAUCAACCAUGCCCCAUACUGCUUCUGUGCGGUUGUUAUAUGAAUGGAGAAGUCACAGUAAUCGUCGAUGCCAUAAUCCAGAUGCUUGCCUUGUAGGAAAGGGUCGAGUACAUAUGGUCGGAAUCAAUUUUCCUCCACAUGUUUUGCGACAGGGUGCCUGCAGUCUCAAUCUUUUAAGCAGUGUUCGUGGCCCAAUAGGUCCAGUAUCUUCCAGAUGCAAUGUUUUCUUGUGCAGAUCUGUUUUAGUACCAGGUGGAGGAAAUGGGGUUCCCCUUCUGAAAUCUGCUGCUGUAGUUUUAACAAGGUCUUAUGAUGCUUUACGUGGAAGCCCUGUUUUACUUAAAUUGAUCCCAGCAGUUGCUAUCAUAGCUUUUGCUGUUUGGGGUCUUGGGCCACUUUUGCGUCUCGGCAGGAUUAUAUUUCUUCAACGGAACGAUAGUACUUGGAAUAAAAGUAGGUCGCACUAUGUCAUGAAUUCUUACCUCCGGCCCUUGCUUCUUUGGACUGGAGCAACUCUUAUGUGCAGAGCACUAGAUCCUGUAGUCCUACCUUCAGAAGCUAGCCAGGCUGUCAAGCAACGUCUUAUAAAUUUUGUACAAUCAUUAUCAACAGUGCUGGCAUUUGCCUAUUGUUUGUCAAGCUUGAAUCAACAAGCACAAAAGUUCUUUACGGAGACAAGUGACCCAAGUGAUUCGAGAAAUAUGGGCUUCAAUUUCGCUGGCAAGGCUGUUUAUUCUGCAGUUUGGGUUGCUGCAGUAUCAUUGUUCAUGGAGCUGCUGGGAUUCUCAACCCAGAAAUGGCUAACAGCUGGUGGUCUUGGCACAGUGUUGCUCACCCUUGCUGGUCGCGAGAUAUUCACAAACUUCCUUUCAAGUGUAAUGAUCCAUGCCACACGACCAUUUGUUGUUAAUGAAUGGAUUCAGACUAAGAUUGAAGGCUAUGAAGUUUCUGGUACUGUUGAGCAUGUGGGUUGGUGGUCACCAACAAUUAUAAGAGGCGAUGAUCGCGAAGCAGUUCACAUUCCAAAUCACAAGUUCACUGUAAACGUUGUCAGGAAUCUUAGCCAGAAGACUCAUUGGCGCAUUAAGACCCACCUAGCCAUAAGUCACUUGGAUGUCAUUAAAAUUAACACUAUUGUAGCUGAUAUGCGCAAGGUUUUGGCCAAAAAUUCUCAAGUAGAGCAGCAAAGGUUGCAUAGGAGAGUUUUUCUGGACAAUAUUAAUCCAGAUAAUCAGGCCCUUAUGAUUUUGGUAUCCUGCUUUGUUAAAACAUCUCAUUUUGAGGAGUAUCUCUGUGUUAAGGAGGCAAUACUUUUGGAUCUUCUCAGAGUUGUCAGCCAUCAUCGUGCCCGGCUUGCCACACCCAUUCGCACAGUCCAGAAAUAUUACAGUGAGGCUGACUUGGAAAAUGUGCCAUUUGCUGACACCAUUUUCACUCAUUCUAGGGCAUCCAAUAAUCGUCCAUAUCUACUUAUUGAACCAUCUUAUAAAAUCAGUAGUGAUGACAAAAGUAAAGCUUCAAGUCGCCCAACACGUACAAAUGGAGACAAACAGGCCCAGGCUGAAGCUUCCUCAACAUCCGACUCCAAGGGAUCAGAUGCUAAAUCUGGGGCAACACUAACUCAUGCACAAACUGACAAUAAAGUUGCGGCAACUUCAAGUUCCAACUCAAGCACAAACUCCAAGACCUCGGAAAUGCCAACAUCUGAACCCCAAACACGGAAUUCGGCAUCUGAUGGUUCAGUUCGAAGCAACUCUGAAAUGCUGCAGUCCAAGAAUGAGAGUACAAAAAAUGCAGGGAAAGAGACAACAGGAGUUGAUUCCAAAGAUGCGUCUCCACCAAAGAUGACGUCUAAGAAGUCCCUUGUUGCUUCGCCUGAGACUGGUAGCGAAAAAGCAGAUGUUCCUCUGGCACCUUUACAAGCAAAGCAUGAUGGUGAGAAACCUGUUUCAUCACCAUCCAUAGCUAGGCCUCCCUUAGAAGAGAAUAUUAUCCUUGGUGUUGCUUUGGAGGGCUCAAAGCGAACACUUCCAAUUGAGGAAGAAGACAUGGCUCCAUCUCCUGCUGCAGAAUCAAAAGAACUCACUGCCCGCCGAAAUGGUGGAGGGUCUCCUCCUGUUGGCACAGAUUUGAAAGAUGGUUAAUUGCCUGCAGUUCCUAGAGCCAUGCAAACUGAAUAGCAGGACCAUGAAGGCUACGUCGUUAGUCGUUAAAGUGUAACACAGUUAUUGAUUGACGUGUGAAAAUGCAUGCCGCUGAGUUUUUGAAGCUGGCAUUACAUUGUCUUCUACGAUUGCUUGAUAAUUUGUUGAAAUGGAAAUUUGUGGGUCAAUCUGAAACGACCAGUUUCUCCCA